This is a messenger RNA of Cryptomeria japonica (Japanese cedar), 4070 nucleotides long. RefSeq names its product methionine S-methyltransferase. NCBI's taxonomy places the organism in Eukaryota, Viridiplantae, Streptophyta, Pinopsida, Cupressales, Cupressaceae. Gene Ontology annotation, biological process: biosynthetic process. Gene Ontology annotation, molecular function: methyltransferase activity; pyridoxal phosphate binding. The coding region runs from base 256 to 3525 and encodes 1089 amino acids. The record is from RefSeq and is a predicted model, not a curated record. The transcript is spliced from 12 exons.
UUUUUGAUCACGUCUGCCAGAUGAGGCGGUUCAGUUGUGGACGGGACCACCCAAAGCAGUUGUGAAUGGGGACGCACUCACAAUAUUUUAGGGAAUGGCAGCUUUAAAGGACGAUCUACAAUAAUUUGGAUCUGCUCCCUUGUUCUUUACCAUCUAAUUUAUGCACGUUGUGAUUGAUGAGAUUGCACAGGAAACCGCCUCUGUAACUGAAUUAAGAAGCGAGGGGAGUGGGCAGGAAACGAAGGGAAGGGAAGAAUGGAAUUGAAAGGAACCGGGGAGAGUGAAGUGGAAGCCUUCUUGGCAGAGUGCAGGCGUUCUGGAGAUGGUGCUUACAAUGCCAUAAAAGGCAUUCUGGAGAGGCUCGACAAUGUGGAAAGUCGGAAAGAAGCGCGGGUGUUCCUCGCCUCGGUUCAAAGGCACAUUGCUGCUACCGACUCCCACAAUCGCCUCUCCAUUUUCCAUUUCAACAUUCAUGAUUUGUCCCUCUCCAGUUACGAAGGUUUUCAGCAAAAUAGGAAGAAGUUGACAAUGAUGGAACUUCCAAGUAUUUUUAUUCCAGAGGAUUGGUCCUUUACAUUUUUUGAAGGAAUCAACAGGUACCCUGAUUCUAUGUUUAAGGACAGAACAGUAACUGAGCUUGGGUGUGGGAAUGGAUGGAUAUCCAUUGCAUUAGCUGAAAAGUGGUCUCCUCAGAAGGUUUAUGGUCUUGAUAUAAAUCCCAGAGCUGUCAAAGUUGCCCGGAUAAACUUGUAUCUGAAUUCCUUAGAUGAGAAUGGAUUCCCAAUUUAUGAUGAUGAGGGGAAGACUCUGCUUGAAAGAGUAGAAUUCCAUGAGUCAGAUCUCCUAUCUUACUGUAGAGAACACAAUAUCAUGGUGGAUCGUAUUGUGGCUUGCAUUCCACAGAUACUCAAUCCGAAUCCUGAAGCCAUGUCAAAGCUAAUCACAGAAAAUGCUAGUGAGGAGUUUUUGUAUUCACUUAGCAAUUACUGUGCACUCCAGGGUUUUGUUGAAGAUCAAUUUGGCCUUGGUCUCAUUGCGAGGGCUGCUGAGGAAGGAAUAACAUCUAUAAGGCCAAUGGGUAGAAUGAUAUUUAACAUUGGAGGUCGUCCAGGGCAAGCUGUUUGUGAACGUUUGUUUGAAAGAAGGGGGUUUCGUAUUUCAAAGCUCUGGCAAACCAAAGUUACUCAGGCUGCUGAUACAGACAUUUCUGCUCUUGUUGAAAUUGAAAAAGGUAGUCGUCAUCGAUUUGAGUUCUUCAUGGGCCUUGUAAGUGAUGAGCCUAUCUGUGCUCGGACAGCUUGGGCUUAUGCAAAAUCUGGAGGGCCAAUUUCACAUGCUUUAUCAGUCUACAGUUGUGAGCUACGCCAGCCAAAUCAUGUCAAAACGAUUUUCAACUUUUUAAAAAAAGGUUUCCAUGAAGCUAGCAGUGCUUUGGAUUUAUCAUUCAAAGAUGAUUUGGUAGCAGAUGAGAAGAUUCCAUUUUUAGGUUAUCUUGCAAAAGUCUUGGAAGAGCAUUCAUUCUUUCCUUAUGAACCACCAGCAGGCAGUACGAGAUUUCGUAAUCUAAUUGUGCAUUUCAUGCGUAUCUAUCAUCAUAUUCCUUUAACUCCUGAUAACAUAGUCAUAUUCCCUUCAAGGUCUGUUGCGAUUGAGCAUGCUUUACGACUCUUUUCACCAUGCCUUGCAUUGGUUGAUCAAAAUCUUACAAGAAACCUGCCCAAGCAAUGGCUUACUUCUUUGUCGAUUCAGAGACGAACAAAUGAGAAAUGCGGUCCUGAGGCAGUUACAGUAAUUGAAGCACCACAUCGAUCUGAUGUGAUGAUUGAAUUGAUAAAGAAGUUGAAGCCACAGAUUGUAGUAACUGGUAUAGCUGAUUUUGAGGCAAAAACUUCCUCAGCUUUUGAGCAGCUUCUUGAUGCUACCCGACUCAUUGGUUCUCGCCUUUUUCUGGACAUGUCCGACCAUCUUGAAUUAUCUAGUUUGCCUGGUACAAACGGGAUACUAAAGUAUCUGGCGACAAAUGCUUUGCCUUCACAUGCAUCAAUUUUAUGUGGACUUGUCAAGAAUCAGGUUUACACAGAUUUAGAGGUGGCUUUUGUUAUUUCUGAAAGUGAAGAAGUUUAUACGUCAUUAGCAAAAACCAUGGAGCUUUUGCAGAGUCGGACACCUCUAUUUAGCCAGUAUUAUUAUGGCUGCCUUUUCCAUGAGCUUCUGAAUUUUCAGCUUCCAGAUCGUCAUCAAACUGCAAAGAGGUUCUAUCCAGAGGAAUAUUCAGGUAAUAUGAUUGGCAUAGCUGAUUCAGCUGUUAAGGCUCUUCAGAAAGCAGAACUUUCAAACCUAGAGCUGAGGGAUGUAGAUGUGAUUCAUUUGGACUUAGACCAAAGCUCGCUUACAGUUCCUUCCACUGUAAAAGAAGCAGUGUUUGAAAGUUUUGCAAGACAGAACAUCAUAGAUGCUGAGACUGAUCUUGGGCUAGGUAUUGAGGAUUUUGUUAAAGGCAAAUUUGGAUUUCCAGCAGAUCAAUGCAAUGAAAUUUUCCUUGGUGAUAGUGCCUUGGCAUUAUUCACCAAGUUAGUACUGGUCUGUAUGCAAGAAGGUGGGACAUUAUGCUUUCCUACUGGGUGCAAUGGAAAUUAUGUUUACGCUGCUGAAUUUCUGAAAGCAAGCAUUGCAAGAAUUCCAACAAGUAUUGAGACUAGUUUCAAGCUUACAGAUAAGAUAGUGGAACAAUUUUUGGGAUCUGUAGAGAGACCAUGGCUUUAUAUUUCUGGUCCUACCAUCAAUCCAACAGGCUUGAUUUACACCAGUGAAGAAAUAUGCUCCAUUCUUUUGGCUUGUGAGAAAUAUGGUGCUCGAGUUAUUUUGGAUACUUCAUUCUCUGGUCUUGAAUUUGAAACCACAGAUUCAAGAAUAUGGAAUUUGGAAUCAGUAUUAUUAAAAUCAUUAAAUCCAUCAUUUUCACUCUCUCUUCUUGGAGGUUCUUCAUUUGAAAUGCUUACUGGUGGUCUUGAAUUUGGCUAUCUCAUUAUGACUCAUAUGCCUUUGAUUGAAGCAUUCAAAGACUUUCCUUGCCUGAGCCGCCCACAUGGCACUAUCAAGUACACUAUUAAAAAGCUUUUAACCAUGUGUGGCCAAAAAUCAAAUGUGUUACUGGAAGCUAUUUGUGAGCAAAAGCAGAUUUUGAAAAAACGAUUUGAGCAAAUGAAAAAGAUGCUUUUGCACUGUGGUUGGGAGGUAAUUGAUAGUUCUGGAGGAGUUUCAAUGGUGGCACGGCCAAUAGCAUAUGAAGGAAAAACAAUACAUUUGAAGCAGCCUCUUAACAAUGGCAUUAAUGAACUCAAACUUGAUGGAGACAACAUAAGGGAAGCUAUGAUGAGAACAGCAGGUCUAUGCAUUAAUAGUAGCUUGUGGACGGGCAUACCAGGCUACUGCCGUUUUGCACUUGCCCUUGAUGAUGCAGGAUUUCAGAAAGCUUUGCAAUCUCUUGGGACAUUUAAAAAUUAUGUUUUUGAGAAUAGCCUGUAGUCUUAAACCUUGGGGUGAAAAAAUUAUGAUUGAGAUGUUCCUUUUUAAGACCAAUUUUUAACAAGCUUUACCAUAGGUCACUUUUUGACCUAUUGAAAUGUUGACAGAUUCCAGAAAGUUAUGAAAAACAGUGAAAUCCAGAAGCACAAUAUUAUCACCAUCAUGAUUUUUGGAAAUCUCAUGAAUUUGAUUAUGAAAAGCAGUAAAGAAAAUGAACAAUGUAUUCAUGUUGCAAAAUUUGUGGCAUUGUGACUACAAUGUUUGAUUAGUAUCUUCAAAUCAAUGUGUUCAAAAUUUUCAAGCAAGCUAGAAAGACCUCUUUCUGUGUGUCCAUAUAUUGUCAGAAACACAAGGAUUACGGUAUUGGUUUGAAAAUGGCAUUGGCCAUGGAUGGAUUGGACAGCAUCCUCCAAGACCAUGUUCCAUGCACCUGGAGAUAUUAUUUGUGAAUGUUUGAUUGGUCAUUGGCACAUUGCAAAAUAAUAAUGUAAAAAAAUUAUAUUCUUUUUACUUUUAAUGAAAGCUGCCAUAAAAUAUUAGUUUAA